Capsella rubella is the source of this 570-nucleotide messenger RNA. RefSeq lists its product as uncharacterized. Gene Ontology annotation, biological process: seed dormancy process. The record is from RefSeq and is a predicted model, not a curated record. NCBI's taxonomy places the organism in Eukaryota, Viridiplantae, Streptophyta, Magnoliopsida, Brassicales, Brassicaceae. The coding region runs from base 17 to 274 and encodes 85 amino acids. The transcript has a single exon.
CCUUUAAAACCUAAAAAUGGCAAAGAACAAGGACGACAUAGAGUAUGCAACGGCUCAAGCCAAGCUAUCGGAAGAUGAACCAAUCCGUGUAAGCUACAAACACGGGACACCAUUAGAGGGAGGCAAAAUUGCAGAGUCCGAGCCUGUGGAGCUGUUCUCGAGUGCUCAAAGGAUCGAACAGGGAAAAGAUCAGUCAGUCUCUGGCGGUCAAACACAGAUGCAACGUGACGUUAAAGAUCUCCGCGGAACACGUACAGAUGAUACUCCUCGUUAAAGCUACAGUUUGGUGGGUUUGCUUUGUUCUAUAUGUGUAGAGUGUAGACAACUGUUGCUGUCUUAAUAAAACGGACUGGAGCAUGUUUAUAAGAGCAAUCGAUAACUUCAAUCUCUAUUCUCAAAUAAACACAACAUAUAUGUAAACCGUUUCCUCAGAAACAAAAUCUCAGUUUAGCCAUCACUGCAUCUAGUAUAUAAAGGAAUGAACCAAAACAUGAAUACAGUGUGGACUGGGAUUGUUCAACAAAAGCUUAAAUGCAAAAAUCACCAAAGGUUCAAAACUGAUAUUGUUUU